Messenger RNA from Hylaeus volcanicus, 2952 nucleotides. RefSeq lists its product as uncharacterized. Lineage: Eukaryota; Metazoa; Arthropoda; Insecta; Hymenoptera; Colletidae. The transcript has 5 exons. The record is from RefSeq and is a predicted model, not a curated record. Bases 109 to 2523 code for a protein of 804 amino acids.
CGCGUGCCGAAAUUUCAGGUUGACGCGCUCGCAGGAAAAUGGCGGCGCGAUAACCUGUGUUUUGAAACGUUUCGUUGAACGCAAUCGCGGCCUGAGCGCACGUUGACAAUGGAUAUCUCCAGCAUGCUCGAGGUGCAGGUGAACGAGGUGAAGGAGGUGGACAGCAAAGAAAACGUGACUCCCAAAGAUCUGCUUCCGAGCACCGCACAUGCCUCGUUACCGAUUUCCAAAGAGGAAAGCAAUUAUUAUAAACUCGUAUUCGGCAACGAUGUUUCUGCAGUACGGUUUCAAAAACUACAUUGCACAGCAUGUGACGCACACAUCGGAUCAGCUCCAGCGGAUUCUAGUAACAUGUUCGAGCAUCCUGUACUUCGUACAUUGCUGUGUUCCAAGUGUCGCGACUUUUACGGAGACGGCACCUUCGAGCAAGGUGACGACGCCACGGACAUGUUCUGCAGAUGGUGCGCGAACGGCGGCAAUUUGUACUGCUGUUCCUUUUGCAGCAACACCUUCUGCUGCAAAUGUAUCAAGAGAAACUUUGAUCCAAUCCUGAGGAAAAAGAUCGAAGCGGACGAAAAGUGGAAAUGUUUCGUUUGCGAUCCCACGGAUUUGUAUCCCGCGAGAGCGACUUGCUGGGCUCUGCUGGAGUUCGUUCAGAAAAUGAACAGACUGUUCAAGCAGAACAACAAGAUGACCCAGCAAGAGAUAGACGAGAAGUUGUCUCUAGACGAAACGAAUUGUUGCCCGCGAAGAAGGAAACGGAAGCGUCGAAGAACAGGUUCGAAUUCAGAGGAAGACGACGAAACCUACAUACCCAAGCAAGUGACGGCGCCUAUCGUGACGAAGCGUAGAAGAAGAGGUCGCGGCAGAGGACGCUAUUCGAACGGAACCAACGUAUCCGUGUCUGGUAAAUCCUACGCGACAUCAGAAGACGGUUCCGUCGACCCCGAACUACCGCCGUCCCUUCUCUCCUGCGAGCAGACAAUGGUCGAAUGCGAAAACGUCGUCACGGUCAAUACAGACGGUACGAUCGUCUCUCAGCCUCUCCCGACGAACUCCUUGCCUCCCAGAAUAGAAACUGCCAACGUCGUUCAACAACCCAUGUACAACACGUUCAUGAACGUGGUCGCUUCGAACUUCCUCCAACCAGCGUCGCCGGUGAUACCCAUACGCCACGUGUCCAGUCCCAUAAAUCAAGUGGCCUCGAUGAACCUAUACCAGGCGAUGCAGUGCACGUCGACGCCCAUGGUAACCAUACCCAACCAAAGCGCCGACAUGAUGAACCGGUUGCGUUUUCCACUGCCAGAACCCAAAGUACCGCGGCCCGUAGGGAGCAGUCCUCACGUCAUAGAGCUCGACAGCGACUCAGAGGACAUAGCGGUGAUAGGUCCGUCCCGGAAUUCGCGUUCCUUCAAGGACCACGUCGACAACAACAAAGCGGUACCUGUCGCGCUGGUCAGCUCCAAGACCAGCAGCUCCAAGAGGCAAGAGCUGCUAGCGGAGAGGCGCAGCGUAAAGACGCUCAAUCAAAGGUUGCUUCCUCACGGUCACGAGGUCGACAAUAUAUUGACGAAUCUCAAGACCAAGCUACGAGGACUGUUCGAGUCGUCCAAGCAAGAAGAGUUGAAGAAGUACGAGCUGAACGACGCCCGCGUCAUGAUCAAGCAGUUCCACCGCGAGAUACGCGACACGGUCAGCCAACUGGCGUGUAUCAACGAUAGAAUAGUGCGCGAGUACAACAGGUGGAAGAGGUACCAACUGAAGACGGGAGCCGCCCAGUCGUCGGAUCCUAGUAAUACUCAGAACCAGACCAAGAAGGAAGAGUUACCCCUGGACAUGGUCUGCGUCAACGACUCCGAUCCGGAGACCGAGAACAACGGCGAAGCCGAUGCUAAUAUUUUGAGCCCGUCGGAGUUCGUAGGCAUUACGAACGCAGUCGAAGGUAUAAAGUCCUUCAAGAAGAGGAACACCGUGUCUCGAGCAGUGGGCGACGACCCCGCGCAACUGGUGGACAAGUCCGUGCAGAUAUACGACGUCGAAAUGCAAGACUACGAGAAAUCCAUAAGGCAUUCGACGAUCCAGAACGCUUCGGCAACCGGUGAUAAAUACGAGGAACAGUUUAUUUGUUACCUGGAGAAGCGCGACCCUGAGAACAUCGAGCUGGAGGAGCCCAAGGACCUACCGGACCCUAACGAGACGCCAUUGAAGGAUUUGAUAGAGGCCAAUUCGCCGUUUAUUUCAGAGAUGUUGAAUUCGGUUGUUAAAGAAACCGAGGAUGACUUUGCGAAAAUGGUUAACGAUAUGACUAACAAUUUAGAUAAGAAGAAAAGUUUAAAAGCCACGCCUGUAUGUGUUAGUGACUCGGAGAAGGAAAGUAAAUCUAAAGACGCAUGUUUUUCUACUAGUGAUAACGUUGGUGCCAAGGUACCGAAGGAGGAGAACAGGGAGGACUCGAGCAGGACUAACUGCAACGCGAUUAACUCCGAAAGCAACAACGACGAGGAAUGUACUAUCAUCGAUUAAGCGAUUAGUUAAUCGGGAAAUAAUUCGUUUCUUACAUGUAAAUUUUCUAAAAAUCUCGUUGCGAUAUCUUCCAACUCUUCGAGCCGUCUUCGAGCUAAGAAUGUACCUUAUUACUUUCCUACAUGAAAUUCAUUCACCCUAAGAAAUUACAAUUGAUGGCUUAAGUAUUAUUUUUCGAGAUUACCAAAUAAUUUGCAAGAAAAGACGGCUCGGGAGUUGGAAACUGUUAAACCAUAUUGCACCGUGGCUUUAUCUGUGUACUUUCUGAAAAGAAUCACGGGUAUACUACUCGGAUCUAGCAAAAUAACUGGUCGUACGACGAAACAUUUACAAUCGACCACCGGACACCGCACGUUUCGCAAAUAUUGAAACGUAUUUGUUAAUUACCUAAGUAAUACUUAUCGGAAAUAAAUAUAUAAUGAUAUACGA